This is a messenger RNA of Cucumis melo (muskmelon), 2488 nucleotides long. Its product is annotated as pentatricopeptide repeat-containing protein At1g08070, chloroplastic-like. Gene Ontology annotation, molecular function: RNA binding; protein binding. NCBI's taxonomy places the organism in Eukaryota, Viridiplantae, Streptophyta, Magnoliopsida, Cucurbitales, Cucurbitaceae. Gene Ontology annotation, biological process: RNA modification. Bases 414 to 2195 code for a protein of 593 amino acids. The transcript has a single exon. The record is from RefSeq and is a predicted model, not a curated record.
GAGGAAUAAAUGACUGGUUUUUUAAAAUCACGUACCCUUUAGAUAGUUUUAUUGCAAUCUAUCCAAAGUUACUGUUGGUUUUUUAAAAUCAUGUACCCUCUAGAUAGUCUUACAACCUAUCCAAAGUUACUAAAAUCAUGUACCCUCUAGGUAGUAUUAUUGCAACUUAUCCAAAGUUAUUAGUUCGUUUUUUUAAAAUCAUGUACCCUCUUAGCCACGGAGUAGGAGCAUAUUCGAGACAUGUUCACCCAAGAUCAUAUUAACGUGCUCUUGCACUUGCCUUGCUCCGAUCACCGAGACGGUGUGAACUAUCCUUUAGAGUUCGAAUAUGUAAAUUAAGAUUUUCUUUCGAAUAUCUGAAUUAGGAUUUUGUUUCGGUAAACAUAGCAAAGCUGUUAUUAUAUUGAACCCAGAUGCAUCCUCGCUGGGUCCUUGAAGAACACUUCAUUUCUCUGUUACGAUCAUGUAAGACAGUUGCGCUGCUUCAGAAAGUUCAAGCCCAGAUUAUUACCCAUGGUUUUCAACACAAUGGAUAUGUAGCUACAAAUGUGGUAACUUCAUGGGUUGGUCUGAAGCAAAUGGCUCAUGCCCGCCAUCUGUUCGAUCAUUUUCUCGACCCAAAAGUGGAGCUUUGGAAUGCGAUUUUCAGAGGGUAUUUCCAUAAAGCGUUUUACAAGGAAGUGGUUUUCUUGUUUGGGAAAAUGAAGAGCAUGGGUGUGAGACCCAACUGCUUCACAUUCCCUCUUGUCCUCAAAUCUUGUGCGAAGAUCGGAGCAUUUGUGGAAGGUGAAGAGAUACACUCUGAGGUGAUUAAGGGAGGCUUUGAAGGGAACCAAUUUGUGGCUACUACGCUGAUCGAUGUGUACUCUGCUGGGAGGGCGAUUGGGUCUGCGUACAAGGUGUUUGUUGUAAUGCUUGAGAGAAAUAUAGUUGCUUGGACUUCCAUGAUUAGUGGCUACAUUUUGUGUAAUGGUGUGGCACUUGCUCGAAGACUUUUUGACUUAGCUCCAGAACGUGAUGUUGUGCUGUGGAACAUUAUGGUGUCUGGUUAUAUUCAAAUAGGGGAUAUGAAAGCUGCCAGAAAGCUGUUUGAUACAAUGCCAUACCGAGAUACGAUGUCUUGGAAUACAAUGCUGAAUGGUUAUGCAAAUAAUGGGGAUGUUGAAGCUUGUGAGCAGAUGUUUGAGGAGAUGCCUGAGCGGAAUGUUUUCUCCUGGAAUGGAUUGAUUGGAGGAUAUGCUCAUAAUGGGCGUUUCUUUGAAGUAUUGCGGUGUUUCAAACGGAUGCUAAUAGAUGGCCUUGUUGUUCCCAAUGAUGCCACCCUUGUCACUGUUCUAUCUGCUUGUGCAAGAUUAGGAGCUCUUGACUUGGGAAAGUGGGUGCAUGUAUAUGCUGCGACAAUCGGGUUUAAAGGAAGCAUUUAUGUUGGAAACGCAUUGAUAGACAUGUAUUCAAAAUGUGGUGUGAUAGAGAAUGCAAUGGAAGUUUUUGAAAGCAUGGAUUUAAAAGAUCUUAUUACUUGGAACUCUAUGAUUUGUGGCUUGGCAACUCAUGGAUGUGGGGCAGAUGCAUUAACUUUGUUUCACCAGAUGAAGAUCAAUGGCGAAAAACCAGAUGGAAUCACCUUCAUUGGGGUGUUGUGCUCCUGUACCCAUCUUGGGUUAGUUGAGGAAGGCACCUCUUAUUUCAACUCAAUGGUCAAUGAAUAUUCAAUUACGCCUCAGAUUGAGCAUUAUGGUUGUAUGGUUGAUCUAUUUGGCCGAGCAGGUCUUUUGGACCGAGCAAUUGACUUUGUGAAGAGGAUGCCAAUGGAAGCAGAUGCUGUCAUCUGGGCGGCUCUACUAGGCGCAUGCAGGAUUUACAAAAAUCUUGAUCUGGCUGAGUUAGCUCUUCAAAAACUCAUUUUGCUUGAACCCAAAAACCCUGCAAACUAUGUCUUGCUAUCAAAUAUUUAUGGAGAUCUUGGUAGAUGGAAAGAUGUUGCACGGUUGAAGAUUUUAAUGAGGGAUACCGGAUGCAAAAAAUUGCCAGGAUGUAGCUUGAUUGAGGUAAAUGAUAGCGUUGUUGAGUUUUAUUCCUUGGAUGAAAGGCAUUCUCAGAGCCAGGAGAUCUAUGGAGUCUUGAAGGGAUUGAUGAAAUUGUUAAGAUCAUUUGGUUAUGAACCAAAUAUCAUGGAACUCCAACAGGCAUCAUGAGAACCAAAGGGCCACAACCAAAUACCAUGGAACUCCAACAGGCAUCAUGAGAACCAAAGGGCCACAUGGAAAUGCAAAUGCCUUUUCAGUGUCUGAGAUGGUGUCUUAUGUGCUGCAAUUUCUUUGCAAUUUCUUUGCAAUUAUAACUAAUAUUUAAUUUAACCUCACCUGUUCAUAGUGCCGAACUAAUCUAAAUACAAACUAAUAUUUUAUUUAUUGAUUGCAGUCUUUGGUUUGUAAUCCUUUGAUUGAUUUUCAGAAAUAAAACUCUCUCAAUCUUCAUUUUGCUUUCA